Molecule: messenger RNA, 3297 nt
Organism: Aureobasidium subglaciale EXF-2481
Lineage: Eukaryota; Fungi; Ascomycota; Dothideomycetes; Dothideales; Saccotheciaceae
Exons: 4
Coding region: 1-3297 (1098 amino acids)
Biological process (GO): DNA-templated DNA replication; nucleotide-excision repair, DNA gap filling; DNA replication proofreading
Cellular component (GO): delta DNA polymerase complex
Molecular function (GO): DNA-directed DNA polymerase activity; nucleotide binding; DNA binding
Source: RefSeq, a predicted model, not a curated record
AUGCCUGCCGCCAAAGUAAAGGACGUACAGCCGAGCAAGCGCGUGCUUGUCGAUGCACCGUCUUCCCGCCAAAAUAUCCAGACAGACAAUGCCUCUAAGCGCAGGAAGCUCAAUGGCGGACCCAAGAACUUCAAGACACCGGGUGGGCCCAACUCUAGUCAAGUCAAGAGCCAGUUCGAGGAGGAAGUACUCGAGAAGUUGACUCAAGAUCUUGAUGACCUCAAGCAACACAACGCCGAGAAAGACCAACAAUGGGCUCGUCCGAGUCUCGACGACUUCGAUGAGACGAGAGACAACCUGUGCUUCCAGCAGAUUGAAGUCGAGGAGGGCACUCUCCAUGGUGGAAAGACCUGUGUCAAGCUGUUUGGUGUUACAGAGACCGGCCAUUCUGUCCUGCUACACGUCACCGAUUUCAUGCACUACCUCUACGUAGCAGCACCUCCGUCGUUCCAACAGAGCGACUGCGAGGCCUUCAAAGCAUAUCUCGAAACCCACCUCGCUCAGCACCAGCCCGUCAUCUACUCGGUACAGAUGGUCCUUCGCGAGAACCUGUACGGCUUCCAGGGCAAUCAGAAGAGCCCCUAUCUCAAGAUUACCGUCACCGAUCCCAAACACAUCAACAAGCUGAGAACGUCAAUAGAGAGUGGUAGUGCCAACUUCAAGGGCUUCUGGAAAGGUGCAGAUGGCGGUGUUCUCACCUUUGACAGCAUCCAAUAUGUGCUCCGUUUCAUGAUCGACACAAAGGUAUCAGGAAUGUCCUGGGUCGAAACUCCCGCGUCAAAGUACACCAUGAUCCCCGCUCGCGACAGGCAUUCCAACUGCCAGAUCGAGGCCUAUUGCCAUUACAGAGACCUCAUCGCCCACCCUGCCGAAGGAGAAUGGGCCAAGAUGGCGCCUCUGCGAACUCUUUCGUUUGAUAUCGAGUGCGCUGGCCGCAAAGGCAUCUUCCCGGAGGCCAACGUGGAUCCCGUCAUUCAGAUCGCGAACGUCGUCACAAGAUACGGUGAAGAGAAGCCAUUCGUGCGCAACGUUUUCUGCUUGGACACAUGCAGUCUGAUCGUCAACACGCAAAUCUUUGAGUUCGCAGAUGAGGACAAGAUGUUGAUGGCCUGGCGAGACUUCCUGGAGAAAGUUGACCCCGAUGUUAUCAUUGGCUACAACAUCUCAAACUUCGACUUCCCUUACCUACUAGACAGAGCGAAACAUCUCAAGGUCGGAAAGUUCCCGUUCUGGUCAAGACUGCGCAACGUGCAGUCUGUCGCCAAAGACACGAACUUUUCGAGCAAACAGAUGGGAAACAGAGACACAAAGGCAACCAACACCAACGGACGUCUGCAGCUCGAUCUUCUCCAGCUGAUCCAGAGAGAUCACCAACUUCGAAGUUACACUCUCAAUUCAGUAUGUGCCCACUUCCUGAACGAGCAGAAAGAAGAUGUCCACCACACCAUGAUCACCGAGCUUUUCAACGGAACGCCAGAGUCACGGCGUCGAUUAGCAGUCUAUUGUUUGAAAGAUGCCUACCUUCCACAGCGCCUUAUGGACAGACUUCUGUGUCUUGUCAAUUACACUGAGAUGGCCAGAGUCACAGGUGUGCCCUUCAAUUAUCUCCUCUCUCGUGGUCAGCAAGUCAAGUUCAUCAGUCAACUCUUCAGAAAGGCUCUGGAACAACAGCUUGUCAUUCCCAACCUUCGCAGUGAAGGAACAGAUGAGCAGUACGAAGGUGCCACAGUCAUUGAGCCUACCAGGGGUUACUACGAUGUGCCAAUUGCUACAUUGGAUUUCGCUUCUCUGUAUCCAAGUAUCAUGCAGGCUCACAACUUGUGCUACACAACUCUGCUCAACAAGAACGCCGUUGAUAAGCUGGGCUUUGUGAAAGACGAAGAUUACAUCGUCACGCCAAACGGCGAUCUCUUCUGUACGGCGAAGAUUCGUAAAGGUCUUCUUACGCAGAUUCUCGAAGAACUCUUGGGUGCCAGAAAGCGAGCCAGAAAGGAACUGGCUGUUGAAACAGACCCUUUCAAAAAGGCCGUCCUGAACGGUAGACAACUGGCUCUGAAAAUCAGUGCGAACAGUGUCUACGGUAUCACGGGUGCAACAGUCGGUAAACUUCCUUGUCUUGCCAUCGCCUCAAGUACCACAUCCUAUGGUCGUCAAAUGAUCGAAAAGACCAGAGACGAGGUCCAGAAGCGCUACACUAUUGCCAACGGAUACACCCACGACGCAGAGGUCAUCUACGGUGACACUGAUUCGGUCAUGGUCAAGUUUGGUCCCAAUGAUCUUGCAAAGGCCAUGGAGUUGGGAGAAGAAGCAGCCAACUACGUCUCUUCCAAAUUCAUCAAGCCCAUUAAGCUAGAAUUCGAGAAGGUCUACUUCCCAUACCUGCUGAUCAACAAGAAACGUUACGCUGGACUGUACUGGACAAACCCAAACAAAUGGGACAAGAUGGACAGCAAAGGUAUCGAGACUGUUCGAAGAGACAAUUGCCGACUCGUACAGACGGUCAUCGAGACAAGCUUGCGCAUGCUGUUGAUCGAUCGUGAUGUUCAGGGUGCACAAGAUUUCGUCAAAGAGACUAUUGCCGAGCUGUUGCAGAACAAAGUAGAUAUGUCCAACUUGGUGAUUACCAAGGCAUUGACCAAGAAUGACUACGCUGCAAAACAGGCUCACGUGGAGCUCGCCGAGCGUAUGAAGAAGCGUGACGCUGGUUCGGCACCUGCACUCGGUGAUCGUGUCGCAUAUGUCAUGGUCAAGGGUGCAGCGGGCGCAAAGAACUAUGAGAAGUCCGAAGACCCCAUCUUUGUGCUCGAGAACAACCUGCCCAUCGACACAAGAUACUACCUCGACAACCAGCUUGCCAAGCCUCUUGGUCGUAUUUUCGAGCCUAUCUUGGGCGAGAAGAAGGCAGGUCAGCUUCUUACUGGCGAGCAUACUCGAUCCAUCAGUGUCGCCGCUCCAACCAUGGGUGGUCUGAUGAAAUUCGCCAAGAAGACCGAGACGUGUAUGGGUUGCAAGAAGCCUCUGACCGGCAAAGACGAAAAAGGCGGUGCCGUCUGCGAAAACGACCGUGACCGCCUUGGUGAACUGUACCAGAAGACGUUGAGCAAGGUCGCCGAACUCGAAGUCCGCUUUGCCCGUCUCUGGACCCAAUGUCAAAGAUGCCAGGGCAGUAUGCACAAUGAAGUCAUUUGCUCGAGUAGAGAUUGCCCGAUCUUCUACAUGCGUAUGAAGGCCAAGAAGGAUGUUGAGGAUUCUGGCAAGGAGCUUGUUCGCUUCGACAAUGAUGGAGCUUUGUGGUAA